Messenger RNA from Bathycoccus prasinos, 531 nucleotides. RefSeq names its product 14 kDa phosphohistidine phosphatase. Gene Ontology annotation, biological process: peptidyl-histidine dephosphorylation. Gene Ontology annotation, cellular component: cytosol. NCBI's taxonomy places the organism in Eukaryota, Viridiplantae, Chlorophyta, Mamiellophyceae, Mamiellales, Bathycoccaceae. The coding region runs from base 1 to 531 and encodes 176 amino acids. The transcript has a single exon. The record is from RefSeq and is a predicted model, not a curated record. Gene Ontology annotation, molecular function: protein histidine phosphatase activity.
AUGAGCGCAGAAGAAGAGACGCCUUUAUUCUCGGACAGCACCGGCGAAGCGUUAAACGCGUCCGCCUGGAAUUUGGUCCGGGAAGCGACCGCGUCGGCGACGAACGUAAACGCAGAGAACGAGGACACGAACGACGAUCCUGCGUCCAUGCGAUGGAUUGAACCUGUGAAAAUGACACCUGGUAAACACAAAUACGUUUUGAUGAAAGUCUAUAACGAAGAAAAUGGAGAGAAAAAGUUCCUCGUCCGGUCGUACGCGAGGUGUUCGUACCACGCGGAGAACUUUCGAGAGGCGGUCGGUGAACUGAGAAAAGACGAGCGGAUGGCGACGUUGAAAGCGCACGUCAUCGGGGGGGGAAGGAUAGAGUACGACGAAGAGAAGAAACGCGUGUUCGUGUACGGAUACUCGAUGACGUUCGGGAGAACGCCCGGGUGUAACAAAAAGACGAUGGAAAUCAUUCGGAAACGCUUCGCGGAGGAGGACGGCGACGGUCCUCUCGCGGAGUGCGAAUGGUCGGACGAGGGGUAUUAG